AUGGGGAUGUACCUUGGAUUUCCAGAAUUUAUUGGCGGAUCAAAGAUGAAGGUUUUCUCCUACGUACAAGACCGCUUUAAUGGACGGAUCAACAAUUGGUCAUCGAGACUUCUCUCUAAAGGGGGAAAAGAAGUACAAAUCAAAGCUGUGGCCCAAGCGGUCCCGACUUACGUGAUGUCGUGCUACUUACUCCCACAAGGCAUUACUAAUAGAUUGAGGAGUACCACAUCAAACUUCUGGUGGAGUUCCAACCAGAACAGCAGAGGCUUACAUUGGAUAGCAUGGGAUGAAAUCUGUACCCCUAAAGAUUUAGGGGGACUAGGUUUUCGCGAUCUCCAUGAUUUCAACAUAGCGCUUCUUGCUAAACAACUAUGGAGACUGAUCCAUUACCCAGACUCUUUGCUAGCGCGAGUUCUUAAAGGGAGAUAUUACAGACAUACCUCUCCACUGGAUGACCACCAGUCAUACUCACCAUCCUAUGGAUGGCGUAGUAUCAUGGCAGCAAAACCCCUUCUCACACUAGGACUACGGAAGACGAUCGGCACGGGUGGAGACACAAGGGCCUGGUCAGAACCUUGGAUCCCAGAUACAGUUGCCCGAGCACCUAAACCUGCGGAUCAUAUAGUGUACAGACUCCCCCAGCUUCCUGUUCAGUCCUUUAUUAGGAAUGAUACCAAGGAGUGGGAUACACAACUUCUACGAGAUUUUUUCAUCCUGAUGAUAUAA
Molecule: messenger RNA, 726 nt
Organism: Brassica oleracea var. oleracea
Lineage: Eukaryota; Viridiplantae; Streptophyta; Magnoliopsida; Brassicales; Brassicaceae
Exons: 1
Coding region: 1-726 (241 amino acids)
Source: RefSeq, a predicted model, not a curated record